Molecule: messenger RNA, 466 nt
Organism: Adineta ricciae
Lineage: Eukaryota; Metazoa; Rotifera; Eurotatoria; Adinetida; Adinetidae
Source: the annotation of a GenBank genome assembly
AUGUAUCUAUUUCGGCAACAACAACAACAACAAAUCCUCUUUACUUUCGUUCUUCUGAUCCAAGCUAGUUCAGCAUUUUGGUGGUCUCUGAGUUUACCUUCAUUUCAAAUAUGGUCGUCAACUUCAAGUGACCAAGAAGCGUUCUGUUCUUCAUUAACAUUUUUAACUGUCGAACAACGUUAUCUCUGUCAAACUAAUCCGAAAAUAUUUACUAUUAUUAGUCGAUCUUUACGACAAGCAAUUGACGAAUGCCAAUAUCAGUUUCGAAAUCAACGAUGGAAUUGUUCAAUCUUCAAUCAGUCGGAUGUUUUCGGAAAACUUGUUUUACGAAGUAAGUUCUCGCUCUAACCCUGAUCUUUUCGUUUACUGCCAUCAACAAUAUGUCAGUCAUUAAAUAUCAUAUUGUAUAUCGAAGGAAAGAAUAAUUAGACCACCUAAGGAAAAAUAAGCUCUCUUGUUCUAUUAU